This is a messenger RNA of Funneliformis geosporum, 834 nucleotides long. NCBI's taxonomy places the organism in Eukaryota, Fungi, Glomeromycota, Glomeromycetes, Glomerales, Glomeraceae. The record is from the annotation of a GenBank genome assembly.
AUGUCAGGUCAAAAUCAAUCACAAGUUCCAUACCCUUACGACCCUAAUAACUAUGUUUCCAAUACAACUGCGUCAACAGAUCCGUCUCAAACUUACUAUGGAUAUGAUUACAAUGCGUAUUCUUCCAAUGCAGUUCAUUAUACAAGCAAUUCGACUUCAAGUGGCUAUGAAGGGUACGGCGACUAUUCUACUUAUAAUGCUAGUGCUUACUAUUAUCCUUCAACGGGAGGAACUACGGCAACAUCAACUUCAACGACAGCUACUGUAGUUGAAGCUCCUCCAUCUAUGAUUAACACUUCAGUUUCUUUGUCUUCUAACGCUUCAAUUAACAAAUCUGGGCACAAUCAGCAUCAACAGGAUAGAGGGUUCAGUUCAAGCUUCCAUGGUUCGACAAAAGAUGAAAUAAUGUCUGGAACUAAUGAACAAUCGGGAAUGAGUAGUAGUAAUAAACAACAAUCCUCGAAAAAAAAACAAAAAACGAUUAUAAGAGCUGCAGGUGGUGAAGUUUGGGAGGAUCCAACUUUAUUAGAAUGGGAUUUGAAUGAUUUUCGUUUAUUCUGUGGUGAUCUCGGUAACGAAGUCACAGAUGAUGUUCUUUACAAAGCUUUUAGCAAGUACCAAUCUAUUCAAAAGGCCAAAGUUAUCCGGGAUAAAAGGACAGGUAAAAGUAAAGGAUAUGGCUUUGUUAGUUUCAAAGAUGCCGAUGAAUUUGUGAAAGCAUGGAAAGAAAUGAAUGGCAAAUACGUCGGAAAUAGACCAAUAAAAUUACGAAAGAGCACAUGGAAAGAAAGGAAUAUCGAUGUUAAAACCAAGAAACAUCAUCCUUAUAAAUAA